Gilbertella persicaria is the source of this 1060-nucleotide messenger RNA. RefSeq lists its product as uncharacterized. NCBI's taxonomy places the organism in Eukaryota, Fungi, Mucoromycota, Mucoromycetes, Mucorales, Choanephoraceae. Gene Ontology annotation, molecular function: polyubiquitin modification-dependent protein binding. Gene Ontology annotation, biological process: ubiquitin-dependent protein catabolic process. Bases 53 to 1018 code for a protein of 321 amino acids. The transcript is spliced from 2 exons. Gene Ontology annotation, cellular component: cytosol. The record is from RefSeq and is a predicted model, not a curated record.
AUUCGUAUAGAAAAAGAAAGAAUUUUUUUUUUUGUAUUCUCCCUUCUUCAUCAUGUCUUCUACUAUUAACGUGAACAUAAAGUCUUCUAGCGACAAAAAGUUCGUCAUCACUAUUGAAACUGAAAAAACUGUCUUGGACUUAAAGACAGCUAUUGCUGAACAAACAGAAGUACCAGCCGAUAGACAACGUCUCAUCUAUUCAGGUCGUGUCUUAAAAGACCAUGAUACUUUGGCAGACUGUAAAAUAGCAGACGGUAACACGGUACAUAUGGUCAAAGGUUCUCAACCAGGUACAAAAGCAACAUCAACAACACCAUCAACAACACCAUCUACUACAAAUACCACUACCAAUACUACUACACCAACAAACGCUGCACCUAAUCCCUUUGCAGGCCUUGCAGGCAUGCCAACAGAUUCUCAAUCUAACCCUUUGAAUAUGUUUGGUUCAGGCUUUGGAGCAGGUGCUAUGGGUAACAGUUUUGGUGCUAUGGAUCCUACCAUGACAAACCAAAUGCUACAAAACCCCAUGUUUGCUCAAUACAUGUCCAAUGUACUCCAAAAUCCUGCUAUUCUGGACAGCAUCAUUCAGACCAAUCCUCAACUUGCUAAUAUGGGCCCUGAGAUUCGUACGAUGAUGCAAUCACCUGAAUUCAGACAAAUGCUAUCCAAUCCCGAUAUGAUUCGUCAAAUGGCUACCAUGGCUUCUGCUAUGCAAGGCAGUGGAUUUGGUGGUAUGCCAUCCAACACAACAGAUCAGCAACAGCAACAGAACCCUUUUGCUGGUUUUGGUAAUGUGCCUCCUAUUGAUCCUCAAUUACAACAACGUAUGGCUGCUUUAUUAGGUGGUAGUCAGACUACACCUACAGACACACGUCCACCUGAAGAACGUUUCCAGGUUCAAUUACAACAAUUGAAUGAAAUGGGCUUUUGGGAUGCAUCCAAGAACAUUCGCGCCUUAACUGCUACAGGCGGUAAUGUGAAUGCAGCCAUUGAAAUGCUUUUCAGUGGUAAUUUGUAAAUUCAGUAAUAAAUAAAUAAAUUCUUUUUUUGUUUAUUCAGG